UUUCCCUAAAUAGAAGUUUCAUAAUUUGAAUAAUAAUAAUAACAACAAUAGGGAUGCAUCAUUUUCUCCUCGGAAUACAACAUCAUUUAUUAUCAGGGCAAAGAAGAGUGGUGGGAUUGCUUCAUUAGUCUCCCCAUAUCCUGUGACACCGGCUGUGCUUCCAACACCUAAUUUCUCCCCAUCAAGGGAAGUUGUGGUGGAUAUGGCUAAGGAGGAGUGGGGAUUGGAUGGAUAUGGAUCAAUGAAGGGUUUGAUUAGACUGAGAUCUCCUGGUGAGGAGUUAGAACCCCAUGAACAUGAGGAUGAAGAGGAUGGAGAGUCUAGUGAGAGUGAUGUGGAGGAACAUGUUGAGAUAGAAAGAAGGUUGGACCAUGACUUGAGCUGUUUUGAGAUGAUUUAUCCAAACCAUAGUGCAGACUACAACAACGUUUUGGAGAACUUAAUUCUCAAGGAGAGUUUGUUCUUGAUAGAGAGAGAGUUGGGUGAUCUGAGGAGGGGAUUGCAGAGUCUUGAGAGGCAGAAUAAUGGAGAAGCAGUGGCAAAUGAAUCUGAUAGUGAAACUGUAGAUAACAAUGUUGAAAUCGUUGUAAUGGAGAAGCAGUGGCAAAUCGUUGCAGAAAGCAAGCACAAGAAGAGUGACAGGGAUUUGCAAGAGAAAGAAGACAAGAAGCAUCAGGAUGUUGACAUGAAGGAAGUCAGUGCUAGACUCAUUGUUGAGAAUGAUGAACUCUCUUUUGUUGAUGUUAGUAUGUAUCAAGGAUCAGAGGCUUCUCACAUGGAUGAUGAGAUGAAUGUGUAG
This is a messenger RNA of Ipomoea nil (Japanese morning glory), 799 nucleotides long. RefSeq lists its product as uncharacterized. The record is from RefSeq and is a predicted model, not a curated record. The coding region runs from base 203 to 799 and encodes 198 amino acids. Lineage: Eukaryota; Viridiplantae; Streptophyta; Magnoliopsida; Solanales; Convolvulaceae. The transcript has a single exon.